Clarias gariepinus (North African catfish) is the source of this 3640-nucleotide messenger RNA. RefSeq names its product matrix metallopeptidase 14a (membrane-inserted) (gene mmp14a). NCBI's taxonomy places the organism in Eukaryota, Metazoa, Chordata, Actinopteri, Siluriformes, Clariidae. Gene Ontology annotation, biological process: zymogen activation; collagen catabolic process; extracellular matrix organization. The record is from RefSeq and is a predicted model, not a curated record. Bases 440 to 2128 code for a protein of 562 amino acids. Gene Ontology annotation, molecular function: metalloendopeptidase activity; zinc ion binding. The transcript has 10 exons. Gene Ontology annotation, cellular component: extracellular matrix.
CACGUCUGCAGCUCCUCACACACACACACACACGCGCGCGCGUGAGCCACCAGUGCUGGAGGACAAAAGAGAGAGAUUCGGACAGGAUGAGACACGACUGCGUUUAGACUCCAGAGAGACAUGUGUGUGCAGAUCUCCGCUCCCGACCUUGUGUUUCUCCACAGAGUCUUUCUGCGCGCUGAGCUUUAAAGCGCUAUUGUUACUCCAGUUUGUAGAGUUUAUUAACAGCCUUGAGGCGUUUUUCCAAAGUUUCUUUAUUUUUUUUGUUAAAGGGGGGUUUGGAACAAACGAGGACGCUUUUCAAAAGUUUUAAUUCCAAGUUUUGGAAUUCUCUGGCUCAGGAAGAAAAGAAGUGAGAAGAAGGAACGCGGGUGUGUUUGGGUUCAGGGCGCGUGUGGAGGUCAGUGUGUGAGUUAGUGUGUAGUUCUGGGGGCUCGGGAUGGUCACUUGGUCUGUGCUGUGGCUGGCACUCACUGCCCUGGGGGUGAGCAGUGACAAAGAAGUGCGACCAGAGGUAUGGCUACAGCAAUAUGGAUACCUUCCUCCAGGUGACGUGCGAGCUCAGGCCAUCCGCUCCCCUAAGGCCAUUGUCUCUGCCAUCUCUGACAUGCAGAAGUUCUAUGGUCUCACCAUCACAGGAUCCAUGGACCCUGAAACGAUGCAAGCAAUGCAGCGACCCCGCUGUGGGGUUCCAGAUAAAUUCGGCAGUGAGCAGAAGAGCAACCUGAGGAGGAGACGCUACGUCAUGCAGGGUCAGAAGUGGAACAAGGCGGAGGUCACCUUCAGCAUCCAGAACUACACCCCCAAAAUUGGUGAAUACGAGACUUACGAGGCCAUCCGGAAGGCCUUUAAGGUUUGGGAGUCAGUCACACCAUUGACGUUUCGGGAAAUUCCAUACUACCAGAUCAGAGACAGGCCUGAAAAGUUCGCUGACAUCAUGCUUUUCUUCGCUGAUGGCUACCAUGACGAUAGUACGCCAUUUGAUGGGGAGGGAGGCUUCCUGGCCCAUGCAUACUUCCCAGGUCCAGGGAUCGGAGGUGACACACACUUUGACGCAGCAGAACCUUGGACAACUGGCAGUGAGGACCAAGGAGGGAAUGAUGUUUUCCUGGUCGCUGUGCAUGAGUUGGGUCACGCUCUGGGUUUAGAGCACUCUGGGGAUCCUUCUGCCAUCAUGGCCCCAUUCUAUCAGUGGAUGGAGACGGAGAAUUUCGUACUUCCUGAUGAUGACAAACGUGGAAUACAGCAGAUUUAUGGUUCUCGGUCAGGAGAGGUUCCAAACCCUCCUCCUCCACGACCAACACGCAAAUCUGACCGACCCUCAGCUGCGCCUGAUAUAUGCAAAGGUCACUUCGACACCAUCGCCAUCUUACGGGGAGAGAUGUUUGUCUUUAAGGAAAAGUGGUUCUGGCGAAUGCGUGAUGGUAAACCUCUGCAGAGUUACCCCAUGCCCAUCUCACACUUCUGGAAAGGCCUGCCACCCUCUAUCAACGCUGCCUACGAGCGUGCAGAUGGGAAAUUUGUGUUCUUUAAAGGUGAUAAGUAUUGGGUGUUUAGUGAGGCCACUUUGGAUCAUGGAUAUCCUAAAACCUUUAAGGAGCUAGGCACAGGCCUUCCUAAAGACAGAAUAGAUGCCGUUCUCUACUACACACCAAAUGGAAACACAUACUUUUUCAGAGGAAGCAAAUAUUACCGCUUUAAUGAGAACACGCGCUCUGUGGACUCGGAUUACCCCAAACCCAUCAGUACGUGGACUGGCGUGCCCGAUGAUGUUAAAGGAGCAAUAAUGAAGGACGAUAGAGCCUACACCUACUUCUACAAAGCUAACAAAUACUGGAAGUUUAGCAACAAGGCGAUGAAGGUGGAGUCCGGCUACCCCAAGUCUGUCCUGACCGACUGGAUGGGCUGCGAACGUGAGUCUACACACACGGAUGGAACUGACGAGGAAAUCCUCAUCAUUGACCUGAACAACUCGGACGGUUUUGCCGGAGGGGUGGCAGUCAUUGUGAUCCCUCUCUUCCUGUUGGCCUGUGUGCUCGUGGUUCUGGGAGCGUUGAUGUUUUUCCGGCUCCAUGGUACCCCACGACGCCUUCUCUACUGCCAUCGCUCUCUACUGGACAAGGUUUAAAGAUGAAGGGAUGGAAACGGUGAAGAGACAGGGAUGUAGGGGCAAUAGCAGGGGGGAAGAGAAAGGGUGUGGGGAGGGGGAUAAAAAUGGUGAUGGAAGAACGGGAGAGGCUUUGCUCAGAUGGAGAUGAUGAGGACUUUGAGAUUGUUUACAGAAGAGCAAGGAGGAGGAGAAGAAAGAGAAGGAGGGAAGGAAUGAUGAAGUGAAGCAACAAGGGAACAAUGCAUAUUGUUUUGGUAAUUAUUUGUACAUUGCUGCCAAAUUGAAUAGACCCAUGAAGUAGAGAGAGAUAUACAGAGACAAAGAUGGAGCUCAUUAAAAAAAAAAACUUUUUAUUAAAUAUGUUAAAAGAAAUUAAAGCACUUUUUAUUGUAUCAGCCCUCCCUCUUUCUCUCUUGUAGUCUGUCUCUUCCAAAUCCAACGACUCCAGCCGCAGUGCUGUAUGAUUAAUGCCUUUGUUUCUGCUUUCAUAAAUUUCCAUCUGGUUUCAGCUUUUAAUUUAGCCACAUUUUUUUAUAUUUCUCCCAAAUCCCUUCUAUCCGUAUAUACCCUUCGGUGCCUCAAACCUCUCAGGUAACAUUCAUUACCUUCAUUUGGGAAAUCAAUCUGUAUUUCCACAAAUAUGAUUAUAUUUGGAGUGAAAAUACGAUGAACGAUGGCUUUAAACCAUGCAGUAGAUCUCAACAGUAUAGAUUGCUGUAUUUCAACAAGGGUAAAGGUAAGAGGUCAAAGUUCAGGGAGGAAAUGUGGCUCAGGCUCCUGUAAGGAAGCCGGUCUUUAUUUACACCCUGGGAGAAGAGCUGUCUUGCAGGUACAUGUCCAGAUAUACAAUUUCCUUAAAAGUGUUUGUUACCAUGUAUUGUUAUUAAUGUUAUUAGUGAUUGUGCUUGUUAUUGUUAUAACUAUGGUUAUUGUUAUUAUUGUUCUCCUUAUUUAGUCCUUUUUUAUUUUGUAGUCAUUUCAAGUCCUGCUGGACAGAGGCAGAAUGUGACUGAUAUUAAAAUGACUCCAGAUUUAUUUUAAUUGCUAAAAUGCAUCAGGUUGUUCCAAAGGGAAUUAAACGUACUUUUCUGAAAGACACAAAAUAAACUUGGGAUAUGAUAGAAGUUGAAGGGAGAAGAUUAAACAAAACAAAAAAAAACAUACUUACAAGCACCAGCCCUGUUGACAGGCCAAACUUGCUGUGUGUUUGUUUUGCAAUAAUGUCUCUGUGCCUUUAUAUGACCAGAAUUAAUCUCACUGGAUUUAUUGUAAUUUGAUGGUUCUUUGGAGAGAAACCUUUUUAAAGAGGAAUAAACCUGAUUAUGGGAAAAAUAUAUUGGUGCUAUGUAUUUUCUUGAAUGCACACAUCCACAUUGAAAGGUUUAAUUAAUAUAGUCUUAACAAUGAUAAUAAUAAUUAUAUUUAUAAUAAUAAUAAUUUACUGUAAAUGAAAGGGAAUGUGAUUUUUGCUUGUUACUUUUUUUGUAUUGCAGGAAUGAACAAUGAAAUAAAAGUAUUUUGUAAAAUGUU